CGUUCCUGCAGUUAAGAGAAAGAGAGACAAAAUUUGGUAUUUUGUAAUUGCGCGAGCUUCUUUGUGUACCCGUUGUCUUUCCUCUUUCUCUUUCCAGCGUCUAAUUGUAUUGUUAUAAUAUUUGAUUUAAUUCACCGAACGCGAUUUCAUAAUGCAACGAUCAUUUUCGGAUGCAGACAAAAGUAUCGGCUAUCGGCAGGUUCAGGGUAAAUUAUUUAUCGUCCCGAGAUCGCGACGCUUUUUUUUUCAUGACUUUGCGAACGCUCCGAUAUCGCAGGUUCUCAAAUCACGCUGUGUGGAUUGCAAAAUAACCAAUCAUGAUAAUUAAUCUGUCGCAAUUAAGAUAAAAUUUAAGCGAUGAUAUUUUAGCGGCGCAGAAUAUUUUAAUAUUUGAAAUGCGACGCUUACUCUCUCCGAGAUUUAUGAAAAAGUAAGAACAUUCCAACAAAGAAAUGACGAGAGUCGAGUGGCGUCCGUACUUACGAACAGUGGCGCCAGUGGUAGCGACAUUUCUUAUUUUUUUUUAGACCUUCCUCUUCAACAACUUGCUUCGAGAGAAUCGCGAUAAAUGCUGGAGCUGGACGCGAAUUUUGGAUUGUUUAUAACUUUGAAACAUGACGUCGUUCAAGAAAAUAAAUACCAAAGUCUUCGCCAGGACAGGACCGGAAUUAACCGAGGAUAAUAUAUAUUGGAAGAAAUAUACGCCACCAGUUUUGAUAAAGGAAUUUGGUCCGAUAGACUACAUUGACUUCUCGCCAGUGGAGCCACAUUACUUCGCAACAACCUGCUCAGUACGAGUGCAACUGUACAAUCCUAUCACCAAGUUGGCCACAAAGACUUACAGCAGGUUCAAAGAGGCCGCGUACGGAGGGUGCUUUCGUCGAGAUGGCAAACUAUUGUGCGUGGGCGGAGAAGAAGCGGUGGUCAGGCUCUUUAAUAUCAGUUCGAACAGCAUGUUGCGGAUCUUUUCCGGACACAAGGCCGCGGUGCACCGAGUUUUCUUCACAGCCGACGAUCUUCACAUUGCCUCAUUCUCGGACGACAAGACUGUAGCGUUAUGGGAUAUACCUAGUGAGAAACAAUUGAUAAGUUUCAAUGAACAUACGGAUUACGUCAGAGCUGGCGCAGUGAGCCCCGUGUCCACCGAUGUGUUACUAUCCGGCGGGUAUGAUAAGAUUGUAAAUAUGUAUGACGCCAGGACGAAUAAGAAGAUAUUCAGUGUUAAUCACGACGCACCGGUGGAAAGUUUGCUCUUCUUGCCUACUGGAGGAAUAUUCCUGUCUGCAGGUGGGACAGACAUCAAAGUAUGGGAUGCUCUCGCGGGUGGCAAAUUGCUCGCGAAAAUCACGCAACAUCACAAGACCGUAACUUGCCUGAAAAUCGCUUCUAAUGGUCAUAGAAUAUUGUCUGGUUCGUUGGACAGGCACGUUAAAGUUUAUGACGCUGGAACAUAUAAAACCCUUCAUGCUCUGGACUAUCCCAAUGCGGUUCUCAGCAUAGGAAUUAGUGCAGAGGACGAGACCGUCGUAGCCGGUAUGGUAGACGGCCUGAUUUCUGUUAGGAGGCGCGAAGAAGAUGCAAAAGAUGUAAUAAAACCGAAACGCAAGAAGGUGUCGUACAGGCACGCGGGCGAAAAUCUGCAUGUACGGAGUAUCGACGUGGUCGUGCACCAAGAAGUCAAAGAGAUAAUGAGCAAGCAUGACGCCUGCUUGCGAAAGUUUCAAUAUAGUAAAGCGCUGGAUUGUGUCAUGAUGAAUUAUGUGGUUAAUAAAACGCCGCAUGUCACCGUGGCGCUUACGCAGGAGCUUAUCAGGCGUGAAGGCUUAAGGCGAGCUUUGGCCGGUAGAAACGGCAAAUCCUUAGUUAACAUUAUUAAAUUCCUGAACAAAUACAUCGGCAACAUCCGUUUUGGAAGAGUAUUAUCGCACGUAGCGAACGUAUUGUUAGAUGUGUACGAAGACCAUUUGGACGAACUGUCAGAGGAAACACGAAAAAUGUUUGCUAUACUGUCGCAAAAGUUACAGGAGGAAGAGCAGUUGAUUUUAGCUUUGACGCAAUUGCAGGGUUCAAUGCAAAUUAUAUUAUCUGGUGCCGAAACGUCUUCUUUGCCUGUUAUAAAAGAGAAUCAAAGCUUGGAACCAUCAAACGCCGCUCAAACGGAACGUGAUAUUAUCUUAAAUAUUGGUUAAACUUAACUCUUGUAAAAUAUUACCGAAUUGUAUGAUAAUUUUUGUAAAAUACUUUUCUGUAUAUAAUUUUAUAUUAAUAUUAAAUUUCUCGAAAUAAGUAAAACAAGCAACGAUUUAAAUAUCUUCACUCUAGAUUGUUCCUUUCGAUGAAUAAGUAAAGAAUAACAAGUUGAGUUUUUUGAAAAUUGAAAUAAUAUUUCUUUCCAUAUCGUAUAACAAUUUUUGCGAAAGCAUAGUGAAAAACUUCAUCAUGGUGUAUACAAGUCGCGUGACUUGAUUAAAAAUAUUCUAGUAAAUUGUUUUUUUUUUUUUU
Messenger RNA from Temnothorax curvispinosus, 2502 nucleotides. RefSeq names its product U3 small nucleolar RNA-associated protein 15 homolog. The transcript is spliced from 5 exons. Gene Ontology annotation, cellular component: nucleolus. Gene Ontology annotation, biological process: positive regulation of transcription by RNA polymerase I; rRNA processing. The coding region runs from base 615 to 2189 and encodes 524 amino acids. Gene Ontology annotation, molecular function: protein binding. Lineage: Eukaryota; Metazoa; Arthropoda; Insecta; Hymenoptera; Formicidae. The record is from RefSeq and is a predicted model, not a curated record.